Glycine soja is the source of this 1964-nucleotide messenger RNA. Its product is annotated as ribose-phosphate pyrophosphokinase 1. Bases 34 to 1224 code for a protein of 396 amino acids. Gene Ontology annotation, biological process: ribonucleoside monophosphate biosynthetic process; purine nucleotide biosynthetic process; 5-phosphoribose 1-diphosphate biosynthetic process. The record is from RefSeq and is a predicted model, not a curated record. Gene Ontology annotation, cellular component: cytoplasm; ribose phosphate diphosphokinase complex. Gene Ontology annotation, molecular function: ribose phosphate diphosphokinase activity; magnesium ion binding. Lineage: Eukaryota; Viridiplantae; Streptophyta; Magnoliopsida; Fabales; Fabaceae. The transcript has 8 exons.
AUUGAGCAUCGAGUCCAAAGGUGUCGAAACGCAAUGUCCACUCUGCUUCACUCCGCAUCAACUUCUUCUCCUUCCUUCUCUCAGAUCACCACUCCUCGUUUCGCCCCAAUCACUCGUAUCUCUCUCCGAAACGGCGUCCGGUGCAAGGCGAUAGAAGCAGUGAAUUUGGAGAAUGGAAGGCCGAGCGCGAGCGAGUUCCUAGUCAGCGGAAGCGGAAACGCGAUUCCGAGGUACGUCGUGGCGCCCAACACGCGUAUUCAGGAUUUGGUUAACCGAAACGACACUCGCCUCCGGAUAUUCUCCGGCACCGCCAAUCCGGCGCUCGCUCAGGAAAUUGCAUGCUACCUGGGCCUGGAGCUAGGAAAAACUAAGAUAAAGCGUUUUGCUGAUGGUGAGAUAUAUGUCCAGCUGCAAGAGAGUGUCAGGGGGUGUGAUGUGUUUCUUGUGCAGCCCACAUGUCCUCCUGCAAAUGAGAAUCUUAUGGAGCUUCUCAUAAUGAUUGAUGCAUGCAGGAGGGCUUCAGCCAAAAAUAUUACUGCUGUCAUUCCGUAUUUUGGAUAUGCCAGAGCUGAUAGAAAGACUCAAGGACGUGAAUCCAUUGCUGCCAAGCUUGUCGCAAAUUUAAUUACAGAAGCAGGUGCAAAUCGUGUACUUGCUUGUGACCUCCAUUCUGGGCAGUCCAUGGGCUAUUUUGAUAUUCCAGUUGAUCAUGUGUAUGGACAGUCUGUUAUACUUGAUUACCUUGCCAGCAAGACUAUUUGUUCAGAUGAUUUGGUAGUUGUCUCACCAGAUGUUGGUGGUGUUGCCAGAGCACGUGCUUUUGCUAAAAAAUUAUCUGAUGCUCCUUUAGCUAUUGUUGAUAAAAGGCGCCAUGGGCAUAAUGUUGCUGAGGUGAUGAAUUUGAUUGGUGAUGUAAGGGGAAAGGUAGCAGUUAUGGUUGAUGACAUGAUUGAUACUGCUGGGACUAUUGCCAAAGGUGCAGCUCUGUUGCAUCAAGAAGGGGCAAGAGAAGUCUAUGCAUGCACUACACAUGCUGUUUUCAGUCCUCCUGCUAUUGAGAGAUUGUCAAGCGGUUUGUUCCAAGAAGUUAUCAUAACUAAUACAAUUCCAGUGACAGAACAGAACUAUUUCCCCCAAUUAACUGUCCUGUCGGUGGCAAACCUUUUGGGCGAGACUGUUUGGCGUGUUCAUGAUGAUUGCUCAGUGAGUAGCAUAUUUCUGUAAAAUAAUUUUAGUUUGUUAGUCUCAUUCAUGAUAGAGAAAAUGAGACCACCCUCAAUACUCUUGCACAUGCAUGCUGGCGUAAAUAAAUAUAUUCAUCUAUUUUUCAAACAAAAUAAUAAAAAAAUUCGUUGUUAUAUAGAAUUGUCUCUUCCUGUUCAUCACUAAAUUGUAUUGAUAAUUGUGUGUUUAGUGGUUAGAUUUGAUUUCUUUUCAUAGAGUCGUAUGUUGCCCUUUGCUCUGUUGAUAAAACAAAAUUUCAGUUAAGCUAGAACUUGUGCUUGUUUUGUAUGGGAUAGAGUGGUGCCAAAACUAGAUUUAUCUUGCAAACUUUUCUUUUUUUUCUUCUUCUUUCUUUUAUGUUUGUCAGGGUGGAAUUGAACCUUAUUCAAGUUUGGGCAUUGAUUGAACAAUUUGUAUCAUUGGUCUGCUCGUUCCAGCUUAUGACACUGUGGUAACAAGCGGCAGAAUUGUAGAGUCCAUUUAUAGUGAAAGCUUUUGUUUAAGGAUACCUUAUAGAGAGCUGUUUCAGGAGAUUUUUGUACGUACAAAAUACAUUAUAGGGUAUUGGAAAUCCGCACUAGAAGACUCGUGGUGUCUCUUUUUACUUUACCACAUGAAUGGUAUUGAAUUGUGUUGUGUGGCUAUGUUGUUCUCAGACAUUUAAUUCCUUGUCCUUGUGUAUUCAUAGGAAACAGUUUAUUCAAAAUUAAACUAGCUCAAGCAUAUAUAUGUUUUGCAUA